This is a messenger RNA of Torulaspora delbrueckii, 1629 nucleotides long. RefSeq names its product FG-nucleoporin NUP60 (gene NUP60). Bases 1 to 1629 code for a protein of 542 amino acids. The transcript has a single exon. Gene Ontology annotation, biological process: NLS-bearing protein import into nucleus; poly(A)+ mRNA export from nucleus; mRNA export from nucleus in response to heat stress. NCBI's taxonomy places the organism in Eukaryota, Fungi, Ascomycota, Saccharomycetes, Saccharomycetales, Saccharomycetaceae. Gene Ontology annotation, molecular function: structural constituent of nuclear pore. Gene Ontology annotation, cellular component: nuclear pore nuclear basket; nuclear pore. The record is from RefSeq and is a predicted model, not a curated record.
AUGGUCCAACAAGGUAAAUCUUACCGUCAUGGCAAAUGCGUGGCUCCUUAUAGGAAGCCAAUAGCUGCUAGCAGCGCAAAUAAGGCAUCUUCCUUUUUCAAAAGGAUGAAAUCAUUAUUUAAUCAGCCGAAUAAUGUUAAUACCGCCAAUAGUAACCCCAGUGGGUCUGACGGAAGAUCUGAUAGAGAAUCACAGCCUGAUACGGUAAUUCCUGGUGGAUUUUUCACGGCCGAUGUAUCGUCUAAUUCAGUUAAUUCCACUAUUCGCAAUGACACGAGUCACAGAGAACCAACAGACGUUAGCCGGAGCCGUAUUGCAGAAUAUGAUGAUUCGAAUGCAGACAGUUGUGCAGCUGAUGCUUCAAAUGCACGAUUGGCGGAAUUCUUUAGCAACAAAGGUGAUAUGCCCUUAACGGAUAUAGAAAUGGAGGGGGUACUGUCCUUAAUGAAGAAAGCCAAGAGAUCGAGUAGCGUUCAUAAUCGGUCUACUGCUAGUAGUACCAUUGGUGAUGAAUCAAUUGAUCUUAGAGCCUCCCGGGUGCUCAAGAGGUCUAGAACUCCAUCGAUAGCUACUUCAUCCUUCAAGGCGCCAUCCUUCAUUCCGAGGUAUGACAAUUCGAUGAAUUCGCAUACGCUGGGCAACGCCAGUCUUCGAUCUACCUCUUCCAGAAGACGGGUUUUCGACUAUUCCAAUUUCUCCAUGCCUUAUAAAACAGUUGUUUACAAAUAUAGUGCAGCGGAUAGCAGAGAUGGGAGUAGAGUAUCAAGCACAUCUUCCACUUCCGGAACUCAGGCCAAAAGUUUUGGUACUUCUGCGAUCCAAGCACAAACUCUUUCCCCACCCAAAAAAUUGAGUAACACAGCAUCAGCCCUUGUCUCGCUUCUCGAUAAUGAACCAGCGAAAGAAGGGAAAACUGCCCAAUUCUCGAAUCCUUACUCGUCAUUGGUCAACCCCAUUCGUGACUAUAGAAAGAAUUUGAAUGCACUACCCAAAGACUCGCCAGCGGCUACAGCACAGGGCUCGAAACCUGAGGUUACUGUUGAGAUGCCAGAUAGUAAAGAAUCAUCUUCAUCCGAAAUACUUCCAAAACAGAGACAAAAAAACCAGCAGAAAAGCUCUUUGGACAGGUACAAGCCUUCGAGAUCAUCAUCACUAAGGUCCAGUAUGGUUACAGUUGAUACCCCUGCAAAAGAUCGCAAAGAAGAGGAGGAAGAACCACAUGUUCCAUCGGCUGCUAGAUUUACUUUCACAGUCAAUCAUGGCGAAGGUGACGCUGAAGCUGCGAAGAGAGCACCCACCAAACAACAAGGUGCUUUUAAAUUUUCUUCUGGCGACUUGAGUGCAGAAUCCGUGACAGCGGCUCCUGAGGCUAAGGACGAUCAAAUAGCGCCCAACAAUAUAUUUGCACAAGCUGGGAAUGGUGAGACUACUGCCAAGGAGUCUCUUGAACAACGCAAGAAAAAAGACGCAUUUUAUGACAAUUCCAGUGCUAUUUCGCAAUCGAUGAAUAAUGGCGUUUUAUCGAAAAGUGAGGAGUUCAAAUUUGAAGAACCUCUUCCUUCCGGUGUUGCCACAAAUUCAAUAGAUGAGGGCAAAGUUGCCGAAUUUAGAUCGAUGUUUAUAUUUUAA